AUUGGAAGUUGGAGCUCAGUUAAAGUUUGGUUGUAGAAGUGCGCGGAAGCGAAACGAGGCAGCAGCAGUCACAGUCGCAGUCAGCGUCGCAGUCUCAGUCACGCAUUUGUAUGGACAGCAUUAAAGAAAACGCUUUCCAUCAUGAAUCUGUAGGAAUUAGAGAAGCUGAAGAAGAAAAGAACUCCACACAGAAAACCAAUUGCAAUUGCCUGAAGCUCCGUUUGAAAUGUGAGGAGGGCCACGUUCCAAUUAGAAAGUGCUUGUUGUUGUUGCUGCUGCCGCUGCUGUUGAACAUGAGAUAAACCACAGAGAGGGAACAAAGAGUCGCCGUCGCAGCUACAGCAUGAGCAGCGAAUCGGAGCCUGUUAGCUUAGAGUUCAUUGAGGAUUCCUAUUUGCCCCGCAUCGAUGACAUCACCACAACGCCAUCACUCGAUGAACUGGAUGAACUCUCUCCAUCCAUCGCCAGCGAAUUGGAUUGGUCCAAUGAAACGGAAUUCUAUCUGCGUAAUCUGACACUGGACGAGAUCUUCUAUGAUGUUGAUUCGGAUUAUGCCAAUACGCUUGAACUGCAGGCCGUUGAAACGGAAUUCAUUGCUACCAAAUUGUCCAAUCAGACUCCAUCGCCGUCGAUUGCGAAGCGUUUCCGCCUAAAGUUUUUCACGAAACGAACAAUGCGCGAUGUUAAGGUCACGUUUAUAGAUUUCUCUAAACCCUAUCUGGCCAAAAUAUCGAAUAGUGAUAACUACAAAAGGUUUCUGACCAUCGGUCAUACUGCCAAAGUUUAUAACAGCGCCAACUUGUCGGAGCCCGCUUCUCCAGCAGCCUCAGUGGCAUCUGCUGAAAUUGCAGCUGAAUAUGCAGCACUCACCCUGGAGGAGAAGGAACAGCGACGCGCCGAAUGGAACCAGGAGCUGGCACGCGUUGAUGAAGAAAUCAAUACGUUGCGCACGGUGCUGGCCUCCAAGACGCGUCAUGCAUCCGAUCUGAGGCGCAAGUUGGGCAUUACCGUUUGGAAGGAGCUCACCGAUGAUGUCAAUCAGGGUGUCAAGAACCUCAAGGAGAGUCAUGUUUACCAAUCGGUGGAACAGAGCGUGGGCAACAUAAGUAAAGCCGUGCAUGAGGCACCAAUAUUCCAACGCACCGAAUCGGUGCUUAAGUCGACGGGUGAGAAAACUGCAUCGGUCUUUGGCAGCAUUACUAGCGGCAUUACGUCGAAAUUCUCACAAAUGAAAAAUUCCGAAUCGAUGCGUUCUAUUGAAGCUUCGGUUGGCUCUGCCUACGAGAACGUUAAAGUAAGCUAUGAACAGAACAAUUUUAUGUGCCAAUCUCAUGCGACGAAGGUGGCAUCCCGUUCGGGUUCGGUUACCAGUUUCCCAGACGCUCUAGAUGAGAACAACACAUCAUCGGGACUCAACUCACCCACAGACUCUCUAACUAAAUAAAAUGCGUGUGAAAUCGUAAAUAAUUAUGAGACACACACACAUUCAUACACAAAAAAGCAGCACGCGUAAAUUAAUCAAAAAUAAGAAAAAAAUACACCUACACCUUACACACACACACACACACACACCCACACAUAAACAAAAAAUAACAAUUUUAUUACUAACACCAAGAACGGAAUUUAAUUAUUUAUAUGCAUAUGUGUGUUAUUAUUAUUAUUAUUAUUAUUAUAAUACUACUUAAUGUUUGUAUCUCAAAUUGAACAUAUGUCUGUUUGCGCGCUUUGUUGGCAUUGAUAAGAAAGUUUAACGUGUGUGUUACACUAAUUCAAAUAUAAAGUGAACUUAAUUCAUUUACAUAAGUCUAAGUGUACGGUUUAAUGUUCAAAAACUGAAUUGAAAGAUGAGAAAAUGGUAAUCAACUAUGCAUUGAUAACGUAUUUACGCAAACACACACACACACAUAUAUGAGCGAUAUUCAUUCCUAACUAAAUAUUUUGCCCUGUAGUAAGCUUUAACUUGAAUGAAAAUAACUGUAUAUUAUAUAUUUUUAUAUUUUCAUCUAUUUCUAUAGGCUUUGGGUCGCGUGAUUAAAUGGCGUUACUGACACAAGAAAUUCCAAAUUAUUUUAAAGUUCAUACAAUGAAAAGAAGGAGCUUGUAUGCUAUAUCAAUAAAUUGCAUUGUUAAUAAAUAAGAAGAAAAUCAACAUUCACAAUGUAAACAAUUUAAAGCAUAUACAAACACAUAGCUAAUGCGAUGCAACAACACUUGAUUUAAGAUUUGCUAUAUGUGUAUUAUGGGAUCUUUAAAUAAAUACGACAUUUUUGUGACCAAU
Molecule: messenger RNA, 2278 nt
Organism: Drosophila innubila
Lineage: Eukaryota; Metazoa; Arthropoda; Insecta; Diptera; Drosophilidae
Product: tumor protein D52
Exons: 7
Coding region: 344-1444 (366 amino acids)
Cellular component (GO): cytoplasm
Source: RefSeq, a predicted model, not a curated record